GCAGACCUCCAUCCUCCUCGUUAUCCCUCUCUCUCCUUCUCUUUUUUCUCCUCCUUUGCCUCUCAUCCUCUCACCACCACCCUUGCUCUAUCUUCUCUCUCCCUCCUCCUCUCCCUCCGACAGACAGGCAGGGAUAGCAGCAGCAGCAGGCGGACUGGUAGGUGUGCUGAGGCCCUAUCUCCCUCCUGCAGCACAGGCAAGACAUUGCGUUCUCCUCUGAUCUCCGUCAAGGACUAUCUAUUUGAGAAGAGUGUGUGUGUGUGCGUGUGUGUGAGAGCAGGGAUCUGGAAAGUAGGCAGAGAGGACUACCACACCUUGGGAGCAUUUACUACCACUGCCGGAGCUACACAGGGUGAAUGUUGCAAUGGAUUUUUUCACACUGAUAUCCUCUUCAUCUUGUACUUGUUUCUGCGUGCAUGCAGAAGGAUUUAUAUUCUCUGUUCCUUUGCUGAAGGUGUUUGUUGUUUUUCCUCCACUCCCACAGCUCUGGGAUUUGCUUCAGCGUUGACUAGGCCUUGUGCGACUGCACACGUGUGUCUUUGCUAAUGAGUGUGUUGAAUGUCUAACAAAGGUCACACCAUUUGGCAUGCUGUGUGCAUGUAUUGUCAGCCUGCCUAAUGACAGCCCUCUUUCUUUUCUCUCCAAAAUGAACUUCAUCACCAGCCUUUCCAUCCCCUUCUCCCUGCCUCGGGUCUUCUACCUCGCCACUUUUCUAUCCUCCUGCAUCUCUUUUUUCCAUUCUCACUCAUUUCCCUCUUCCUCAAAACACUCUUUCUCCUCCCUCUUCACUCUCAUCUCUGUCCUCCUCACGCCUCUUCUCCCCUUCCGGCUGGCUGGUGUUCCCAGGAUGCCUUGUUCCACUCCGCUCCGCUAGGCCCUAGCAGCAUGGGCGGAGCCUGGGUGGAGAGAGAGAGCACGGAUUGGACCCUUCCCCUCAGGACGGGCGCGCUGGCGGGUCACCCUCCCUCAGCUUCAGAUGGGCGAGGACGCUGAGAGCCCGAAAAUCAACCACACCUUCCUGCGAGACUACGUCACUGAAGCUGAUGUCAUCUCUACGGUGGAGUUUAACCAGACGGGGGACCUGCUGGCCACGGGGGAUAAAGGUGGCAGAGUGGUCAUUUUCCAGAGAGAGACUGAGUCUAAAGGGGAGUUGGAGGAGGUGGGGGAGACGGGGGACUCCGGGGAGUACAAUGUCUACAGCACGUUCCAGAGCCACGAGCCAGACUUUGACUACCUGAAGAGUCUGGAGAUUGAAGAGAAAAUCAACAAGAUCAGAUGGCUGCCACAGCAGAAUGCAGCACACUUCCUCCUCUCCACCAACGAUAAGACCAUUAAACUGUGGAAGGUGAGUGAGAGAGACAAGAGACCAGAGGGAUACAACCUGAAAGAUGAGGAGGGACGAUUCAAGGACGUCUCUACCAUCACCUCUCUGCAGGUGCCGGUGCUGAAACCUACAGACUUGAUGGUAGAGGUUCGUCCCAGGCGAGUGUUCUCCAACGGACAUACCUACCAUGUUAACUCCAUCUCAGUCAACAGCGAUGGGGAGACCUACCUGUCUGCUGAUGACCUCCGCAUCAAUAUGUGGCACCUGGGCAUCACAGACCGCAGCUUCAAUAUUGUGGACAUCAAACCAGCCAACAUGGAGGAUCUGACAGAGGUGAUAACAGCAUCAGAGUUCCACCCUCACCACUGCCACUUGUUUGUGUACAGCAGCAGCAAGGGCACCCUCCGCCUCUGUGACAUGAGAGCCUCCGCACUCUGUGACAAACACACCAAACUGUUUGAAGAGCCUGAGGAUCCAGGGAGCCGGUCCUUCUUCUCAGAGAUCAUUUCCUCGGUGUCGGACGUCAAGUUCAGCCACAGUGGACGCUACCUGCUGACCAGAGACUACCUCACCGCCAAGGUGUGGGACCUGAACAUGGACAAGGGCCCUGUGGAGACGUACCAGGUACAUGAUUACCUCCGCAGCAAGUUGUGUUCCCUUUACGAAAACGACUGCAUCUUUGACAAGUUUGAGUGUGCCUGGAACGGCUCGGACAGCGUGAUCAUGACCGGAGCCUACAACAACUUCUUCCGCAUGUUCGACCGGAACACCAAACGCGACGUGACCCUGGAGGCGUCAAGAGAGAGCAGCAAACCCCGGGCUGUCCUGAAGCCACGAAGGGUCUGCGCCGCCGGAGGAAAGCGCCGGAAGGACGACAUCAGCGUGGACAGCCUGGACUUCACCAAGAAGAUCCUCCACACAGCCUGGCACCCGAAUGAGAACAUCAUCGCCAUCGCCGCCACCAACAACCUGUACAUCUUCCAGGAUCGUGUUAACCCUGAGACACAGUGACAGAGAUAAGGACAGACACAGUGUCCCAAAUAUAUUUGGAUGUCUUAGAGAAGGCAUGGGGAGUGGACAGCCUUUGUGAGGAAAUUAAGUCAAAGCCAAGCUGUUUUACAACAUCUGUUUGUGUUGAUAAAAGAUUGGAUUUAUGAUAAAAUGACAAGACUGUUAAUUAAUUUGAUCCCCAAGGAAGAUGUAUAAUCAUUUUUGUUUGACACUGACACAAACUGAUCUCCAGCACCCAUCAGGACAUGUUUUUGGUCCCACUACUCCCACUUUUUGAAGAUGUUUGUUUAACUGCUCCACUGUAGGGGCAGUAAAAGAGGUGCAGGGACACCUCUCCAUCUGCAAUGACUCAGUGCUGUUGAUCACACACGUUGCACUCUUCACUGAUGUGCUCUGGUACCUUUUGACACAAAAUGGAAGAUGUGCAUUGAGUAGCAACAGAGAAGGAAUGAUGCUAUGAAACAUUAGGUUCUUGAGAUGAUUAGAUUGCGAAUUGACUUUGCCAGUUAGUACAUAUAAAGCAUUUUUUCCACUAUUGUUGAACAUUAGGAAUGGUGUUAUUGUACAGUUCAUCACAACAACAUCCUAAGCCUUUUUUUCUCUCUAUUGGUUGACAACAGCAGCUGAACCUCUCCUUUAGAGCAGUGCUCUUGGAGAUUGCACGCAUAAAUGACCCAUAAUCUUUUAGCCCUAUUCACUUUGCAAUAACAGCACUAAGAAAAACACAGUGCAGCAGUAUUUCUGCUUAAAACAUAAGCUCUUCUUCUACAGGUAUACACUAUUUUUACUGUUAGCUGUAAAUAAUAUGUGUUUCUUUUUUUAGGCAGUAUCGAUUUUUGGUUCCAGAGAGCUAAAAGAUAAAAGAUGCAUUUUGUCUAGUACACUGCAGAUGAACCUGGGAUCUAAUGUAUAAAAAGGGUUCAGAAUCGCACUAUUCCAGUUAAAGACUUGAUGUGGGCGCUUUUAUUUUGCAUCAGUACAUAGAUAGGUAUUGCUGGCUGUAGAGAGGGAGGGGUGAGUUGUGCACAGACCAAGACUUGCUGUUUUGCUAUGUAUAUUAGGCCUGUAUUGGGUUUUGAUUGCUGUAUUCAGGCCAUUUCCAAAGUCUGCAUACCUACGUGGUAAAUUGCCGAAAAUGAGAGCCACAGUGUGUUAACGCUGAGCCCCCUCACAUAUGCUCAAAUUGAGGCUGAUUGGUGAUUUAAUCUAAUAUGAACAAAAGUUUAAUUUAGGUUAAGUGUUAUGCUAAUUUAAAAUGAGCACUGUUCAUUUUAUAAUGCAUGAGCACAAUUUGAAGAAAUAUCUUACAAUCAAGAAAAAGAUGGAAUCUAAGCACAUUGUUCAUAAACUAGGCCCCCUAAGAAAGCUAUGAGUAUGUUUGUGUCCAGUGUAUUUUAAGGUCAGAAGUAAUUGUCAGUGCAAUAGGUCAUAAUGAACAUUGCUGAAAUGUCUUUCAUUGAAACAAUAACGUCAUGUGAAUUUAUCAUAUCACAGGUCAUUAUGUCAUUAUACCAUAUACCUCACAGUGCCACAUACUACUACUGGGGUGCGACACUGAAAGCCCAGGAUACUGUAAGGAGCUGACUGAAUUGUGUGACUUGGUCAAGAUUUGAUUGUUUACAGUGCAGUGCUUUGUUUUCAAGUGACCUUGGCCCUGAUGGGAAUUACUGUAAGUGGUCUGGAUGUAUACUGUAGCAGGUGAAGUAAUGGAGUCAGUGCAGAGAGGUGGAAAGUAUCAGGUCCCUUUGCACUUUUUCAAGAUCUGACUUUGUGUAAACCUUACAUCCCAAGAAAAAAAGAAAACUGUUAUUAUAUAUGUUUCACUUGUCUGCUCUCUCCUCACUUUUUACCUCCUUUUGUUUUUUUUACAAUCACUGCUCACAGACAUUUAUGUUGCAGCCUGUGGACUACUAUUAUGUUUUGG
This is a messenger RNA of Morone saxatilis (striped sea-bass), 4259 nucleotides long. It is a transcript of the gene ppp2r2ca, whose product is annotated as protein phosphatase 2, regulatory subunit B, gamma a. The transcript is spliced from 9 exons. Gene Ontology annotation, biological process: peptidyl-serine dephosphorylation. Gene Ontology annotation, molecular function: protein binding; protein phosphatase regulator activity. The record is from RefSeq and is a predicted model, not a curated record. Bases 977 to 2335 code for a protein of 452 amino acids. Gene Ontology annotation, cellular component: cytosol; protein phosphatase type 2A complex. Lineage: Eukaryota; Metazoa; Chordata; Actinopteri; Moronidae.